UCUCAUCCAACUUAGCAACAUUUUGAGUUGCACACACACCAAACUACUCUACGCACCCAAAAAAUACAAACCACAUGGAUUCUCUUCUCCAAGCCUUGCAAACCAUACAACCCAUGACACUCUUCUUCAUCAUCCCGUUCCUCUUCCUCUCCGGCCUAGUCUUCCGAUACCGGUCUCGAAGACGCUCCCCCUACCCACCGGGCCCCACAGGCCUCCCCAUCAUCGGCAACAUGCUGAUGAUGGACCAAAUAACCCACCGAGGCCUUGCCAAGCUGGCCAAGCAAUAUGGCGGCAUCUUCCACCUCCGCAUGGGGUUCCUCCACAUGGUCGGCAUUUCAAACCCUGACGUGGCGCGCCAGGUCCUCCAAGUCCAGGACAACAUCUUCUCCAACCGCCCCGCCACCAUCGCCAUCAGCUACCUCACCUACGACCGCGCCGACAUGGCUUUCGCCCACUACGGUCCCUUUUGGCGCCAGAUGCGUAAGCUCUGCGUGAUGAAACUCUUCAGCCGGAAGCGCGCAGAGUCCUGGGACGCCGUGAGGGACGAGGUGGACACAGCGGUCCUUACCGUCGCUGUUCAGGCAGGUUCGGCUGUGAAUAUCGGGGAGCUGGUUUUUUCGUUGACGAAGAAUAUUAUUUAUCGGGCGGCCUUCGGGACGAGCUCGGACGAAGGGCAGGAUGAGUUUAUUGGGAUAUUGCAGGAAUUUUCGAAGUUGUUCGGGGCUUUCAAUAUUGCGGAUUUUAUUCCUUGCCUUGGUUGGGUUGACCCUCAGGGGCUCAACAACAGGCUGGCUAGGGCUCGUCAGUCGUUGGAUGGAUUUAUCGACAGCAUCAUAGACGACCACAUGCAGAAGAAGAAGAACAGUGACGGAUCGAAUGGCGGUGAAACUGAUAUGGUGGAUGAAUUGUUGGCUUUUUACAGUGAUGAAGCCAAAGUAAAUGAGUCUGAUGACAAUUUGCAAAACGCCAUCAACCUUACUAGAGAUAACAUCAAGGCCAUCAUCAUGGAUGUUAUGUUUGGCGGGACAGAGACGGUGGCAUCGGCGAUAGAGUGGGCCAUGGCGGAGCUAAUGAGGAACCCAGAUGAGCUAAAGAGGGUCCAACAAGAACUUGCUGACGUGGUGGGUCUUGAUCGCCGACCUGAAGAGGGAGACUUUGAGAAGUUGACUUACCUAAAAUGUGCACUUAAAGAGACACUGCGGCUACACCCUCCGAUUCCACUGCUCCUCCACGAGACGGCGGAGGACGCGGAGGUGGCCGGCUACCACAUCCCUAAAAAGUCACGCGUUAUGAUCAACUCGUGGGCCAUCGGGCGUGACAAGGACUCGUGGGAGGACGCAGAGUCCUUCAAGCCCUCUAGGUUUUUGAAAGAAGGUGUGCCGGACUUUAAGGGGAGCAACUUCGAGUUCAUUCCGUUCGGGUCCGGUCGGAGGUCGUGCCCGGGCAUGCAGCUCGGGUUGUACUCGCUGGAGUUGGCGGUGGGGCAUUUGCUCCACUGUUUUACGUGGGAGUUGCCUGAUGGGAUGAAACCCAGUGAGCUCGACAUGAACGACGUGUUUGGACUCACCGCUCCCAGAGCGAGUCGACUCAUUGCCGUACCGAGUAAAAGGGUGGUUUGUCCACUGUGAUGAUCUCAUGACGAGGAUGAGAAAAACUUGGUGUCCCAAAAUUUCAAGUAUACAUAACAAUGAAACGGCGACGCACAGGUAAAUUGCGGGGUUUUUUUCCUUUUUUUUUUUUUAUUUAAAAUAUUUGGGAACCCAGAAAACAAAUAAUUGAAAAGAGACUUUGGAAACAAGAAAUGAGGGAAUUUGUAUUGUCUUUCUUUGUGUAUAAACACUCUCUUUGAUUUGUUUCAUAUGUACGGAAAUUUGUCUUGGAUUUCCUUUCUUUUCCCUCUUUUUUAUUUUAUUUUAAUUUUCUUACUAUUGUAUUCAAAUAAUGGAUCAAUUUGAAAAUAUAUAUAUAUAUAUAUUUGUCACAGUGGAAAAAAUAUAUAUUAUCAUUGCAAACACUUGGUAUAUAAUUUUGUGUAAUUUGUAACGCAAGUGAAAGUGUUCUCGUGACUUUAGGGAAUAUUUGUGGCUGGAUGUGUGAAUAUUUAUAUUAAGUUUGUAUA
Messenger RNA from Prunus mume (Japanese apricot), 2119 nucleotides. It is a transcript of the gene FAH1, whose product is annotated as ferulic acid 5-hydroxylase 1. The record is from RefSeq and is a predicted model, not a curated record. Lineage: Eukaryota; Viridiplantae; Streptophyta; Magnoliopsida; Rosales; Rosaceae. Gene Ontology annotation, molecular function: monooxygenase activity; heme binding; iron ion binding.